AUGGCGACUGUUCCUGAAGCUGAAGAAUCGGGAUUGAGAACGGUUGUUGAAGAAGAUAACGAGCACGAGCUGAAGAAGCUAGCGACGUCAUUUCUAGGCCUGAGCUUCUCAGUGAUGCUAGCUCAUCUCCCUAGCGACGCGCUCUCUCUGGUUCCGCGAUUGACGACGGAGGUCACCGAGCUGAAACAACGGCUCGCGGCGGCGGAGGAACAAGUCCGUCAGAUGAAAUGUCGGCGCGUGGAGGACUCGAAAGCUAACGCGCGCGUGGUGGAGAUCUUCGCUAGCAACAGGAACGCUUGGCAGGAAGAGGAGAAGCGUCUGCAGAACCGGAUUCACGAGUUGGAGGAAGAGAGAGAAGAGUUCAUGAACAGAAGGGAAUCACCAUGGAAGAUAGAUAGUGAAGCAACAGGUGUUUCUGCCAAGUUGAGGUUACUAGAGGAGGAAUUACUAAAUCUUGAGAAAGUUUGUACUAGUGACAUUUCAAAGGUCCUUUCUUUGUUGAGGAAACAGGCAAAGAGGUAUCAAGCUCUUGCAGGGAAGAUCGAUGAUCUAUGCAGAAAAAUGCAGAGUAGUGAUCCUUGCGAUGCGACACUAGGACCCGAGUUCAGGACACAAAGGCAAACAGAGUUUCUGCUCGAAUGUUUCAGAUUUCAGCAGCGAGCAUCAGAGACGGGGCAGAAGCUAGUUGCAUUGCAGACUGAAAUCACAAGGAGCAACCAAGGAGAUCAACUUAGCCUAGCCAAGAUGAACACAAGAAGGUCCAUGGAUUUGAUCAAGAACAACUUGAAACAAGUUCAGAGAAACCUCGAGAUUUGGCUAGCUAGGAUCAUUGGAGACCUCGAAGGCAUACUUGCUAGAGAUGGUGCUUCGCGUGUAAGAGAAUUCUACGUUGCUCGUUACCCUUUUGUUCAGUAG
Eruca vesicaria subsp. sativa (arugula) is the source of this 915-nucleotide messenger RNA. NCBI's taxonomy places the organism in Eukaryota, Viridiplantae, Streptophyta, Magnoliopsida, Brassicales, Brassicaceae. The record is from the annotation of a GenBank genome assembly.